GAAAAUCGAUUGAACAAUUGUAAUUAGUCACACCGGACUACGAGGGUCUUAGACACGGUAGCAAAAAUUCACUAAAAAUAAGGACUUCGAUUUUGUAGAGAGAAAUGGAGUCACCAUACGCCCCGUUGAGUGAAAGCUGCGCCAAGGCGCUAGCAGAUAAAGCUUAUGAAAAGCGUAAAGUCGCCUCACAAGAAAUAGAAAAAAUGGUGACAGAAUUCAAUAUAAAAAAGAACUCCAUUCAAAUACGUAAGCUAAUAGAGGUACUUUCUAAUGAUUUCGCUACAUCACGAGACCCCAAUCGACGUAAAGGUGGCUUAAUAGGAUUAGCAGCCACCAGUCUUGGAUUGGGAAAAGACUCAGAACGGUAUGUAGGUGAAUUGGUCACACCUAUUCUAAACUGUCUUAGUGACCCGGAUGUACGAGUUCGUUAUUUCGCUUGUGAAUCUUUAUACAAUGUAGUUAAAGUAGCCAGAGCUGCUAUCAUACCUUUCUUUCCAGAAUUAUUUUCCGCUCUUUCACGAUUGGUGGCAGAUUCUGACCAAAUGGUAAAGGAUGGCAGUGAAUUGCUCGAUCGACUGUUAAAGGAUAUUGUCACAGAAUCUUCCCAAACUUUCAAUUUGGAAGCAUUUAUACCACUACUUAAAGAACGUAUUUACGUAAAGAACUCAUUCGCUAGACAAUAUGUUAUAUCGUGGAUAUCAAUCUUGAACGCAGUUCCCGAAAUAAAUAUGGUGAUUUAUUUAACGGACAUUUUAGAUGGACUUUUUACAAUGCUAGAAGACAACACUCUGGAAAUUCAACGAAUGUGUGAAACUACUCUGAGCCAGUUUUUAAAGUCAAUUCGAACUGACUCUUCUCUCGUGCGAAUGGAAGAUACAAUAAACAUUCUAAUCAUUCACGCACAAUCACCAAAUGAACUAAUCAAAUCAAUUGCUAUAACUUGGAUACGAGAAUUUGUGCAAAUAUUUGGACCAAAUGUCUUGCCUUAUGCUAGUGGAAUAUUUACAGCAAUUUUACCAUGCCUGGAGUACAAUGCUGAAUCUAAAAAGAAUAUUAAAGAAUGUGCCGUCUCUGUGAACAGCUCGAUAAUGUUACUAAUUUCAUCUAAAGAGCACAAAUCUCAAAACAUUGAGAAAAUUGAUCUACGUUCGGUAAUGGAAGUAUUAUCCCAAUAUUUGACGCAUAACUCGGUGCACACAAAAGUGGCCGUGCUAAAAUGGAUUCACCAUUUAUUUACACAUUUUCCAAAUGAGAUGUCGCCACAUGCAAACAAUUUAAGUGCCAACCUACUAAGUAUAUUAUCCGACAAUUCCGACGAGGUUGUGCUGCAGUGCUUGUCAGUACUGGCAGAAAUUUUAAACUCAACAUAUAGUAAAGAAUCUAGUGACUUUAACAAAGUACACUACCGCAAAUUCCUACUGAGUCUAAUCAACCUAUUUGGCGAGGAAAAGAAGUUUUUGGAUAAUCGCGCCAGCCUUAUAAUAAGGCAAUUAUGCGUAUUACUAAAUGCAGAGUAUAUCUAUCGUACUUUCGCGGAAAUUAUUGAUGAAGAAGUUAUUAAAUUUGCCUCAACAAUGGUACGCUUACUUAACAUGAUAUUACUAACAUCUCCGGAACUCUUUGAACUGCGCAAUUCCCUGCGAGAUAUUACAAAUGAACACUCAGCCAAUUUAUUUAAAUGCCUUUAUAUGAGUUGGGCGCACUGCCCUGUUUCGACACUCUCUCUAUGCCUGCUAGCGCAAAGUUACCAGCACGUUUCACAGCUUGUGGCAUUAUUUGGUGAUGUAGAGAUUACUUUGGAACUACUGAACGAAUUAGACAAACUGGUCCAACUUAUUGAAUCACCGAUUUUUGCGCCCUUACGCCUAACUUUAGUAUCGAAAGCAAAUAACUGUGCAGAUGCGCAGCACUUAGCACACGCGCUAUUUGGAAUUCUUAUGCUUUUGCCUCAGACAGAUGCUUUCAACUUAUUAAAGAAUCGUUUGCAAUGUGUACCAAAUUAUUGGGGUCAAACGCCGAUCGAGGAAAGAAAUUCCCUGCAGUAUAAAAGCAACAUUAAAUUUGAAGAUCUGCUACAGCAUUUUAAGAAAGUCCAAAAAUGUCAGCGCGCGUUACGAAUUCAACAGAGACGAAAUAUUAUCCUACCUGAAGAGAAUUAACACAAAUAUAUUAAUAUGUAUGCACAUAGAUAUAGUAAAUUUAUUACUCCUUAAGAUAAUACUUUUAUAAAACAUAUACUUAUACAAUAUAAAUAUUGUACGUACAUGUGUACAUUAGCGUGGUCCAAAAACGCGUGUGAAAAAGUAAGGUCGGAAUUUUAUGCUCUCAUCCCCUAGGAUUGUUCUAUACCGAAAAAAAUAUACCCCUAUUU
Messenger RNA from Rhagoletis zephyria (snowberry fruit fly), 2371 nucleotides. Its product is annotated as protein VAC14 homolog. Lineage: Eukaryota; Metazoa; Arthropoda; Insecta; Diptera; Tephritidae. Gene Ontology annotation, cellular component: endosome membrane; PAS complex. The record is from RefSeq and is a predicted model, not a curated record. Gene Ontology annotation, biological process: phosphatidylinositol biosynthetic process.